GGAGAUGGAGGUUUCUGGCCAAGAGGCAGCAGCACCUUUGCCAAAAGAGAAAAAGGAAGUUGCAGAAAAGAUGUAUGGAAAGCAAAGUUCUGAGGAAAACCAGUUAAUGGGGGAGCUGGAUAAUUGCUCUAGUUUACCAUGUGCAAAUACCAGUCUCUUAUUGGACACAGAUGAUUGCCAUGAAAAGGAAAUGUGUUCAACCUAUGAGAAAAUACUCUGUGGUGAAUCUGGAUUAUGUCACUGGGGCGAAAGCCCUGCUGGAGAGAAACAAGAUGAAAGCAAGCAACAGUGCAGAACGAACUUUCCUCCUCCCUUACAUGAAAGAAUAAAAGGAAAAACGUACAAAUGUACAGAGUGUGCAGAAAGCUUCGGUACAAGCCGCUCUCUUGCUUCACAUAAAAAGAUUCACAAAGCAGAGGAGCCACACAAAUGUCUGGAUUGUGGAAGGACCUUCAGGCAGAAAAAUCAUCUUAAUUCACAUAAGAGGGUCCAUGAAGACAAGAAGCAGCAUCAAUGCAUCCCCUGUGGAAAGACCUUUGGAAGCAGCGCCUCCCUUAUUUCCCAUCAAAGCCUCCACAGAGAGAGGUUGUUUCAACUCAGGAAGGGCAGAACGAGGAUUACUCGCAUCAAGAAACCGAAUUCCCAGAAAAAAAGCCCCACUGGGAAGAAAUCAUGUAAAUGCCUGGAAUGUGGGAAGAGCUUCCGCUUUGCAAGUGACCUCACUUGCCAUAAUAGGAUCCAUACAGGGGAAAAGCCGUAUCAUUGCAUGGUGUGUGGAAAGAGCUUCACCCAAAAAGGCCAUUUCAAUGUACAUAAGAUGAUCCACACUGGAGAGAAGCCCUUUCAAUGCCUGCAGUGUGGAAAGUGCUUUGUCAGUUCUGGUGGCCUUAAUGCCCACAAACUGACCCACACAGGGGAGAAACCAUACAAAUGUCUGGAGUGUGGAAAGAGCUUCCGUAACUCCAGCUAUCUAACUUCCCAUAGAAGAAUCCAUAGUGGAGAGAAACCGUAUCAAUGCACUGAGUGUGGGAAAUGCUUCACUAAGCCAUAUUGUCUUACUGUCCAUAAAAGGACCCACACAGGUGAAAAGCCUUAUAAGUGCACUGAAUGUGACAAAUGCUUCACUGAUUCGGGGAAUCUCUCUCGUCACAAAAGGCUCCACACUGGAGAGAAACCAUACGAAUGCCGCACGUGUGGAAAGAGCUUCAGUGAAAAAAAGAAGUAUAUUGUGCAUAGCAGGACCCACACUGGGGAGAAACCAUAUCAGUGCCAGGAGUGUGGAAAACGCUUCAGUGAUUCUGGAGCACUGAUGAUCCAUAAAAGGAUUCACACAGGGGAGAAACCCUAUAAGUGCACAGAGUGUGGCAUGAGUUUCAGGAAAAGUGGUUGCCUUGGUAUCCACAAGAGGAUCCACACUGGAGAGAAACCGUAUAAAUGUCAUGAGUGUGGAAAAAGCUUUAGUCAAAGUAGUUCACUCAGGAGCCAUAGAAGAAUUCACUCAGGGGAAAAACCCUAUAAAUGCCUGGAGUGUGGAAAAUGUUUUCAUAUGAGUGGCCAGCUUACCUCCCACAAUAGGAUCCAUACAGGGGAGAAACCAUUUAAAUGUAUCGACUGUGGAAAGAGUUUCAAAGACUGCAUGAAUCUUACGUACCAUAAAAGAAUCCACACAGGGGAGAAACCGUUUAAAUGUAUCGAGUGUGGAAAGAGUUUCAAACACCGUAUGAGUUUUACAGUCCAUAAAAGAAUCCACACAGGGGAGAAGCCGUAUAAAUGCACAGAGUGUGGAAAAUGCUUCAGUGCCUCAAGUAAUCUUAAUUCCCAUAAGAGGAUUCACACAGGGGAGAAACCCUAUGAAUGCUUGGAGUGUGGAAAAAGUUUCAAUAGACAUGAUACACUAAUUUUACAUAAUAAGAUGCAUAAAGGGGAGAAACCAUAUAAAUGCCUGCAAUGUGGAAAAAGCUUCAGUCAAAAAGUUCAUCUUAAGUCGCACGAAAGGAUCCACACGGGGGAAAAGCCAUUUCAAUGCAAGCAGUGUGGAAAAAGCUUCCAUUGCUCUUCAACCCUUACUUCCCAUCUCAGAAUCCACACGGGGGAAAAGCCCUUUCAAUGCUUGGAGUGUGGAAAGCGCUUUUCCCAUUCUGGUGACCUUCAUGCCCACGAACGGACCCACACAGGGGAGAAACCAUACAAAUGCCUGGAGUGUGGAAAGAGCUUCCGUAAAUCCAGCCACCUAACUUCCCACAGAAGAAUCCACAGUGGAGAGAAACCACAUCAAUGCACCAAGUGUGGGAAGCACUUCAGUCAAGCAAGUAAUCUUACUCUCCAUAAAAGGACCCACACGGGUGAAAAGCCUUAUAAAUGCACUGAAUGUGACAAAUGCUUCACUAAUUCGGGGAAUCUCUCUCGCCACAAAAGGCUCCACAAAGUGGAGAAACCAUACAAAUGCCUGGAGUGUGGAAAGAGCUUCCGUAAAUCCAGCCACCUAACUUCCCAUAGAAGAAUCCACAGUGGAGAGAAACCGUAUCAGUGCACCGAGUGUGGGAAGAGCUUCAGUCAAACAAGUCACCUUAAUAUCCAUAAAAGGAUCCACACAGAUGAAUAGCCUUAUAAGUGCUCCGAAUGUGACAAACACUUCACCAAAUCAGGGCCCCUCACUUGCCACAAAUGGCUCCACAUUGGGGAGAAACCAUAUGAAUGCCGCAUGUGUGGAAAGAGCAUCAAUGGGGAAAAAAAGUAUAUUGUACAUAGCAGGACUCACACUGGGGAGAAACCUUAUCAUGCCAGCAGUGUGGAAAAUGCUUCAGGGAUUCUUGACAACUGACGAUCCGUAAAAGGAUUCACACAGGGGAGAAACCCUGUAAGUGUACGGAAUGUGGC
Messenger RNA from Notechis scutatus (mainland tiger snake), 2877 nucleotides. The record is from RefSeq and is a predicted model, not a curated record. NCBI's taxonomy places the organism in Eukaryota, Metazoa, Chordata, Lepidosauria, Squamata, Elapidae.